AUGGGAAGCAGAAAAAAGCGGGGCAAAGGUCGAGCACUUAAUCCAGCUCGUGAAUUGAUCCUUCCAAAAGCCCCCGGGCCCCUGCAAACUCCCUCGGCACCAGCCUCUCUUGGCCUCGGGCCAACUUCCAACGUCAACAAGUCCCUCAACCCAGCCGCUUACGAGAAGCUCAAGAGCGUGACGCUGGUUAAGUUCACACUAGAGGAAAAGAUCCCCGGCAGGAAUGCACGGUGUUCCGAGCCAGGACGAGUACGCAAAUGGCACCCGGCAGGCGUGUAUGGGAGGCUGGUGGGAAGCAACGUGCAGCUGACGCGCGCGAAGGCCAUGGUCAUGAUGGGCACGCGUGCGAUCCUGGAGAGCUACAGGAACAUGGAACUUGAGCUGGCAGGGGUGGAUAUUCAGUUUCAAGAGCUACGGAGCCCCAACCUGACGAAGCUGGUUGUGUCUCAUGCAAAAGGGGAUACUCUAGUGACGAUCAUUGCCCCUAGGCUGCAAGUCUUUGCGCUCAAGGCGAGUCCUUUUUUCCGUUUUCAAACGACCCCAGCGGAGGCCCCCGAGCUUUGCUCCCUCACCCUUGUUGAUUGGCAAGCGAUCAACCUUGAGUACUACGUGAAGCAGUUUAAGAAGGUUCAGAAAGUCGCCCUUGGGCAGGAAGCAGUAGGAGGAGGGUACUUGGAUCCGCAGAGUGUGACAUCUUUGCUAGAGAGUUUGUCAGGCACCCAAGUGAUCCGUUUGUAG
Messenger RNA from Klebsormidium nitens, 738 nucleotides. NCBI's taxonomy places the organism in Eukaryota, Viridiplantae, Streptophyta, Klebsormidiophyceae, Klebsormidiales, Klebsormidiaceae. The record is from the annotation of a GenBank genome assembly.